Molecule: messenger RNA, 516 nt
Organism: Penicillium manginii
Lineage: Eukaryota; Fungi; Ascomycota; Eurotiomycetes; Eurotiales; Aspergillaceae
Exons: 3
Coding region: 1-516 (171 amino acids)
Source: RefSeq, a predicted model, not a curated record
AUGGCAUCUCCCAAGAACGCUAAGAGCAGCACCGGCUCUGGCUCCAAAAGCAGUGGCUUCGGCGGCAAAGCCCCCUCUCAGGCAAACAACUUGCAGCAAAACCUCAACGAAUGGGUGCAGAAAAUCAAGACACUUGAAGGAAAACUGAACGCCGAGCGGAAGAAAACCCAAGAACUUGCAGGAAACCUGAGCAUCGAGCGCAAGAUUCGUGAAAACGAAAGAAAGGAGAACACCCGGAAUUACGACAGAGUCGUAGAGCUGGGCUACACACGUCGAGUCGAGAUCGCCAGCCCUGUUCUCAAGUUCGAAAACAUUCCGACUGACCUUUUGGACCUGGAGAACACGUGGAACAAUAUCAAAGUCGAGCGGCUUCCUGACAGCGAAUUCGACUUGCCGAUACCUGAUUUUGUCGAAGAUUCGUUCAACCCUACCGGAAAAGCCGAUGCUUUGACGAGCUCAAGUCUUCCUCCGGCCAUGCUAGCUGGCGCGGCGGCGACUGCGAUGCAGAGGCUCUGA